AUGUUGGUUGAGGCUACAACCGGAUUUUUCCUAUAUAGAAAAUCACGUCUUCUCGCCUCCUUCUCUUCUUCGUCGAUCGCUUUGACGAACUCGAUUCCGCCCAGCCGUUACAGGCUACCAAAUACGAUUAGUAACCUCCGCUCCGACGCUCGCCAUGGUUCACGGGUAGCCGUAUCAGCAUCUUCCCUCCUCCAUCAGUUUCUAGGAUUUAGUAUUUCUUCGUCUAAUGGUGUUCGGCUUCAUUUCUCUGUUUAUGACAAGUAUCUGUAUGCACUUGAUCGGAAAAUGGAAAACGCGUGGACAUAUUCACGCUUCUCCUUGAUCAGAAGCUGCUGCAAGGCAAAUGGUGACGACAAGGACAACACUGAACACUGUAGUGCAGGAGAAGUGGAAUCUGAGCUUGAAGACGAGAGGGUCGUAAAAAGGAAAGUCAACAUUGACUUGGUUGCAACACCCUGCAAGAGAGAGAGACUUUCAAGGGGAAGCAAGGAGGGAUUGAAAGAUCCACCAAAUCAAGAACAGAGAAACCUGAUAUCACUGCAGCAAAUGGAGUGGUAG
Messenger RNA from Microthlaspi erraticum, 558 nucleotides. The record is from the annotation of a GenBank genome assembly. Lineage: Eukaryota; Viridiplantae; Streptophyta; Magnoliopsida; Brassicales; Brassicaceae.